CGAGGAGGGUGGGGUGUGGUUUGUUCGCCAUUUUGUGUUGUUGGUAGUGGCACUUCUCGUAGAUACUCCAAGCCAUGGUUACGUUCACCCUGCUGUGUUGAAGAACAUAGCUAACAUUGAUUCAGUAGUGAGAUUGAAUUGGUGUGAAUAUGUGCACAGGACAUUGAUAGACAGUGCAAUCAGAUGGGAGGAUGGAAAGAGUAAAUACUUCACAGGACCAUUGAUGUUUCUGAUGGUUUUCUAUGUCGAUAGGGUGGUUCUUUACAAUAGGGAUGUGGAGAGGACAACACCUGCUUUUGUUGGCUGGACCUCAAAGAUACUUAGGGAUAGAGAGAAUAAAGAAGUGAAGGCUGGUGGAUUUGGUUUGGGUUUUGACGAUGGAAGGUAUGUGUGUGAGAAAUCUGUAGCUGAGGAAAACAACGUGGAUGACAAUGCAAAGGGGGCAGAAGGCGUUAAGGUUCGAGGAGAAAAAGAUUCUAUUAUGAGAGAAGGCAUUCAGCAGACUGAGAUGCGAGAUGAUGAUGGUGAUGUGUUGAAGGUCGAAAGUUAGAUGUUACAGUGAAAAUGCACUGAACAUGCCCUUUAUUUUUAUUGAUAAUGCGCAUACUUUCUUAUAUUAUGAUUCAUUAUGCAUCAGGUUUUUCUUAAAAAGUUUGCAGAAAAGGGUAAGAUGCUGGCAAGGACAGUCGUGGAGUUAGUGUCGUUAAUGGAGGGUGCACCAGCUGAGGCGAUGAAGAACGAUGUUUAUGUGGAAUUGCAGAUUGCUGCUGGAAGGUUACUGGGAUUAGUGAAUAAUAAACCAAAAGAUGGUGUGCAGCCUGCGGAAUGUGCAUUUUCUGAAGUGUGUUAUGAUGAGUACAUCUGGAGCGAUCCUUCAAAUAUCUCUAAGUUGGUUGCAUUAGAGGAGGCAGAGUUGGCGAGGAGGAAGUUCAAGCAGAUGGUGGCUGAUAUACCCUCCUUUAGCCUUGGCAUCACACAGGAUGGUGCCUUGCAAGGAAGUGGUGAUCAGCAUGUGGUUGAUGUUGGUAAUUGCAGCAACAGUCCAUUUACCCCUGUGCUUGGAGUUAGUAAUGUGAAUCAGGAACUCACCAAUGCUUCGAAUGAACGGAGAGGGUGUGGUGAACCUGGAACUAACAUGCAUACGGAAGAUGGGGAAGCAUGUGGCCAAGGGUCUGCCAGUGCUGCCAUAAGAAGACAUGAUCCAUCAGUAGUCAACGAAAAUGAAGAGGGCAUGAUGGAUAAUGUUUUGGGAGAGGCACUGCCUUUCAAAAGUGGGGUGGAAAAGCAAAAUGAACAGCUGAAACCCGCUCGGGUAAUUAAACCAGCAGAAUCUCUACGGUCUCCGUACGUGACAAGAGCAGUGGAUUUGAAUGAUGGUUUGAGUACUGUGGAAAAGAGAGUGGGGAGAUGGAUCUUUAAAAACAGUAGUGCUCCAAGGGAGGAAGUUGUUUUUAAAAAGGGUAAGUUUUGGUUAAGUAGAGAAGAUAUUUGUAGUCUGGACAUAUCGAAACACAUUUCAAAGAAGGUGUUGGAUGCAUGGUGUGUGAUUUUAAAUCUUCGUGAGAAGUACCGGAGCAAUACCUCACCACUACGAUUGUUUGCAAAAACACUUGAUUGUGUCGUGAACGGUGGUCAUGAAGAUAAUUCGUUGGAAACAACGAGAUUGAUGUUUACUGAUGCAAUGAAAGCUGCUUGGGAUGAUGCAGAGGAUAGAUUUAAUUGGGGGAAACCAGAAUUGUUCUUUUUUCCGAUAAUGCAAACAAACUGGAGUUAUGUGUUGUGUGUGGAUCUGAAAGGCAGAAGGUGUGACAUUCUGGACAGUUCAUCUGCGAAAGCCAAGAAAGAAGAGCGAUAUGGAGAAAUGCCAUCACUAGUGCUGAAUAUGUUGGCCGAUUUCUUGGAGCAUCAUGGAUUUAGGAGCAAGGCAGCCUGUAUACGUGAACUUCAACCUAAAAGAAUUGGGCUACCUUGGAGGGAUGCAAAGCAAGUGUAUGACUACGGGGUGGCAACAAUGCGUCACAUGGAGACAUACAUGGGAGAGGGAGCGAAGGGAUGGGAUUGUGGUCUGUCGAAGCUAAAUUACAAGCCAGUUUUUGUCCUACGUAUGAAGUACUGUGCAGCAAUUUUACUCCACGAGGUGAACGAGUUGAUGGAGAUGGUAGAAAACGAGUCUUCUAAAAACGAUAAGAUGCUUAAGGGGAAGAAUGUUGAGUGAAAAGCAAUUCUGAUCCUCUGACUUCGUGUUGUUGACGGGGAGUUUUUUUUUAUGUUUUGAGAACUAAGGGUUUUUGUGUUUUU
Messenger RNA from Cuscuta campestris, 2298 nucleotides. The record is from the annotation of a GenBank genome assembly. Lineage: Eukaryota; Viridiplantae; Streptophyta; Magnoliopsida; Solanales; Convolvulaceae.